UUAUGUUGUAUAUUCCCGCGAAUAUUAUAAAGGCCCAUAAAUUCAGGGGCCGACAAUAUACGGAUAAGAGUGGAGCCGGCGGCAGCACAGGAGUGGCCUGAAUAAUAAUACCCAUAAGAAAUGGUAGGUGCCGGAGCGGCGACACUUCAGCCGCGUCUCAUCUCAUCGUUCGUCGGAAACUGUUGGCAUAACCAAUCAACGCAACACCUACAUAACCUCUUUCGCUUUAACCCAGGCCAAAAACAUGUUUUGAUGCGACAAUCAAGACCAUUCACCGGAAUAACAAAUUUUUUAUUCAACAAAAGAAAUACAGAUGAAAUACCAAACACCACCCGCAAACGUUUAAAACCCGGGAAAUUGUCUCCGCGCCGUCCUGUUCCCGAUCACAUAUUAAAGCCUCCGUACUUGAUAUCUAAGAAGCCACCUGGCAUUGCAAGCGGGCCCGAAGUGCAUGAUGAAAAGGGAAUAGAAUGUAUGCGAGCUUCAGGUAAGCUUGCUGCACAGGUUCUUCAGUAUGCGGGUACAUUAGUCAAGCCAGGCGUCACCACAGACGCGAUUGAUCAAGAAGUUCACCAGAUGAUUAUUGAUAACGGAGCGUAUCCAUCACCUCUCGGUUAUGGUGGAUUUCCCAAAAGUGUAUGCACUUCUGUAAAUGAAUGCAUUUGCCAUGGAAUCCCUGAUUCGCGCGAACUUCAGGAUGGUGAUAUCAUCAACAUAGAUGUUACUGUUUAUCUCAAUGGUUACCACGGUGACACAUCAGCAACAUUUUUUUGUGGAGACGUCGAUGAUGAAGCCAAAAAGCUGGUACAGGUAACUAAAGAAAGCCUAGACAAAGCAAUAUCCAUAUGCGCACCCGGAGUCGAGCUGAAGAAGAUCGGCGAAGUUAUAAAUGCACACGCAGAUGAACAUCGUUAUGGUGUUGUGGAACAAUUUGUUGGGCAUGGGGUCGGACGAUUAUUUCACAGUGAUCCCGUUGUUCUACACUACAGGAACAAUGAACGUGGACGUAUGAUGUUAAACCAGACAUUCACCAUAGAACCAAUGUUGACCAUUGGUAGCAUACACCCAAUAAUGUGGGAUGAUGACUGGACGGUUGUUACGUCGGAUGGGAGUUUGUCAGCACAAUUUGAGCAUACCCUUUUGAUAACUGAAAAUGGUGCUGAGAUUCUAACACAAUGCUGAUUGUGAGCUCAUGAUCAAUGAAUAACCAUCGUUAGUUAGUUCAUACUUUAUUUGCCAUACAGUGUAUUUUUAAUGUUUACAAACCUAAAUUUGUUUUUUUUUUUGUAAGGAUUUGUACUCAUUGCUGCUUGUUACAAGAAACAAGUUUUAGUUUUGAGAACUAUAGAUUAUUCAAUCAGUUUCUUCUUACGAAA
Messenger RNA from Helianthus annuus (common sunflower), 1376 nucleotides. Its product is annotated as methionine aminopeptidase 1D, chloroplastic/mitochondrial. Gene Ontology annotation, biological process: proteolysis. The transcript is spliced from 10 exons. Gene Ontology annotation, molecular function: metalloaminopeptidase activity. Lineage: Eukaryota; Viridiplantae; Streptophyta; Magnoliopsida; Asterales; Asteraceae. The record is from RefSeq and is a predicted model, not a curated record. The coding region runs from base 121 to 1182 and encodes 353 amino acids.